AAAUACAUUUUUGUAUACUUUUCUUAAUUAUUGUUAAAUGUUAUAUUCAUAUGUUUAAUGUUUGCUCUAUUCAUGCUUUGGCAAGAUGUAUAUAUAUAUGUACGUCAUGUCAAUAAAGCUUAUUUGAAUUGAAUUGAAUUGAGAGAGAGAGAGAGAGAGGGGAGAAAGCAAGAGAGGGAGGGAGAGAGGGUGAGAGAGAGAGAGAGAGAGUGAGGGAAAGAGAGAGAGAGAGGGAGGGGAGAAAGCAAGAGAGAGAGAGAGGGAGAGAGAGAAACAGAGCAGAGGAGAGAAAAGUAUUAGUCAAAAAGGGAAGCGUUUUCGGUGGAUUUGGAUGCAACCAGCCAUGGAAUCGACGGCAGAAGAGAGCCAGGAGCAGAACCAGGAUAAGAAAGGUUGCUUUGAGUGCUGCAUCAAGUGUUUGGGCGGGGUCCCCUACGCCUCGUUGGUGGCCACCAUCCUCUGCUUCUCGGGCGUGGCCCUCUUCUGUGGGUGUGGCCAUGUGGCCCUCACCGGCACGCUCACCAUCCUGGAAAACCACUUCUCCAAGGUCGCCAGCGACCACGCCACGGUGACAGACGUAGUACAGGUGAUGCAGUAUGUUAUCUACGGGAUCGCCUCCUUCUUCUUCCUGUACGGCAUCAUCCUGCUGGCCGAGGGGUUCUACACCACCAGCGCUGUCAAGGAGCUCCACAGCGAGUUCAAGACCUCCGUCUGCGGACGCUGCAUCAGCGGGAUGUUUGUUUGCCUGACCUACAUCCUGGGCGUGGCCUGGCUGGGCGUGUUUGGCUUCUCGGCCGUGCCCGUCUUCCUCUUCUACAACGUGUGGUCCACCUGCGCGGCGAUGAGGUCACCGGUGGCCAACAUCACCUCCGUGGACACCAUCUGCGUGGACGUGCGUCAGUACGGCAUCAUCCCCUGGAACGCUACGCCGGGGAAAGCCUGUGGAUCCACGCUGGGGGACAUCUGCACCACCAGUGAGUUCUACCUGUCCUACCACCUGUACAUCGUGGCGUGUGCUGGAGCUGGCGCCACGGUCAUUGCACUGCUGAUCUACAUGAUGGCCACCACUUAUAACUAUGCCCUUCUGAAGUUUAAGAGUGGAGAAGACUGCUGCACUAAGUUUUAGCCUGUUCUAACUGCACGGGGGAAAAAAAAGCAGUUUGUGGUUUUGUACUAGAGAGUAGAGAGAGCAGCCACUGGACUAUAAACAAACAAAACAAAUGUAAUACAAAAAAUAGAAAAUAAAAACUCUUUCAUUCCCUUUGACAUAAAAGUGUAAAUAGCAGAUUUUAGGCAUAUUGUAGCAUUUGUAUCCAGAGACCCAGAGGUGUCAUACCCCGGAGGAGGAGGUGUGUCUCUGAAUUUCGGAGGCUCCAUUUAGAGUGGGACGCCUGGCCUCUGCUUUAGGCCUUAUUGUCAGAACUAACCUGUGAGUAAAAAACACUGUUCCCAUUUUCAAAGACUCAUUUUACACAGCGAUUCUCCGUCCCCCUGAGUGCGGACGCUCUCACUAAAGCCCACUCUAAAACAAGUUAAUUAUUCAGUUGUGAAUAGAAAAAGUCACGUUCCUGUUUUCUGAAAUGAUCUCGACUGAGUCAGACUGUGCAGCUCCUCCGUGGCGAAGCUGUCGAAAAGACCUGCCUUCCCACUGUACUUUCCCCCCUGUCUGCGGUCUCAGCAUUGUCAGCUGUACAUUUGUACAUAUUUAUAAAUGGUGUAGGACAGAAAAGUCAGAACCCGGUCCCCCUCCCUCUUGCCAGGUUCCGUGCCUUACACCAGGGCUGCCCAACCCUGUUGCUGGAGAUCUACCAUCCCGUAGGAUUUCACUCCAACCCUAACAAAGCACCCCUCAUUCAACAGCUAGAUCAGUGCUGCCCAACCCUGUUUGUGGAGAUCUACCGUCCUGUAGGUUUUCACUCCAACCCUAAUCUGGCACAUCUGAUUCUGCUAAUUAGCAGCUCAACAAAGAUGAGCUUGCUAUUGAAUGAGGUGUGCUUUGUUAGGGUUGCAGUGAAAACCUACAGGAUGGCAGAUCUCCAGGAGCAGGGCUGGGCAGCCCUGCCUUACACCACUAGACAGCGCUUGUCGUCUGUACGAUGAGGUAAACAAUGAUAGUGGAGCUGCAGCAUUAGUGAUUAUCCUUCAGAGAGGUAGAAAAUAUUCAUGAAGUAGAGAUCUUUAUUUUUUCCAAAUAAUUUCACCUGAUUUUGAAAUGCAAUUAAUUCUGCUUUUCUAGACUUGGCUGACAAUAGGACAAUU
Anguilla rostrata (American eel) is the source of this 2259-nucleotide messenger RNA. RefSeq names its product neuronal membrane glycoprotein M6-b-like. The transcript has 7 exons. Lineage: Eukaryota; Metazoa; Chordata; Actinopteri; Anguilliformes; Anguillidae. The record is from RefSeq and is a predicted model, not a curated record. Gene Ontology annotation, cellular component: plasma membrane. Gene Ontology annotation, biological process: neuron projection development. Bases 332 to 1126 code for a protein of 264 amino acids.